GGCCUUACGAGCUGCACAGUCCGGCUGCGGUGCGUGAGACGAGAAGAGCUCCGUGAUCCUGGUUUGCCGGACUCCUCGCAAACAAAGUGAACCAAGCCAGCCUCACGUCAAGGUCUCCUUGGGUCCCCUUGCCCGGCGCCAGCAGCGCUAGCAGCGCCAGCAUGAAAAUGGCAGUGGGCGCACCGUCCCUGCUCGCCGCCCUCCUUUGCGUCGCGGCGGUGGCGGGCGUGGCGGGCGUGGCGGGCGACGAGGACGCGGACAGUACCAGGGCGCCGCCGACGGUCACCAUCUCGACGGGGGCCUUGUCCGGCAAGUGGCUGACGACGAGGGACGGGCGCGACAUCGCCGCCUUCCUGGGCAUACCGUACGCCGCGCCGCCCGUCGGCCCACUUCGCUUUAAGGAGCCGCAGCCCGCGCAGCCCUGGUCCGGGGUGCGGCAGGCGGCGAGCCCGAGCGACGUGUGCAUCCAGAGGAACGUGUACUUCCACCAGGAGGAAAUCGUGGGGUCCGAGGACUGCCUGUACAUCAACGUGCACGUGCCGGAGGGAGUGUCCCACGCAGAGCCGCUGCCCGUGCUUUUCUUCAUCCACGGCGGCGGCUGGCUGAGCGGCGCGGGCUUCCUCUACGGGCCGGAGUACCUCCUCGACAAGGACGUGGUGCUGGUCACCUUCAACUACCGGCUGGGCCCACUCGGCUUCCUCAGCACUGGCGACGCGGCGGUCCCCGGCAACAACGGCCUGAAGGACAUGGUGCACGCCCUGCGCUGGGUCCAGGACAACAUCCGGCCGUUCGGCGGCGACCCCAACAGCGUCACGGUGGCCGGCCAGAGCGCCGGGGCUGCCAGCUCCCAUCUCAUGACGCUCUCACCGCUCGCUAAAGGUCUGUUCCACCGCGCCUUCCUCAUGAGCGGCAACGCCUUCACCACGUGGGCCUUCCACUCGCCGCUCGACGCGCGCCGCCAGGCCCGCGUGCUGGCCAAGCACACCCAGUGCCCCGACGCGCCCAGCGACGCGCUGCUGCAGUGCCUGCGCGCCAAGGAGGCCGAGGACAUCGUGUCGGUGGACGAGCGCUUCAUGCGCUGGGACAUCCACCCGCACAUGCCGUUCAAGGCCACCGUGGAGGUGGGCGGCGGUGAGGGCGCCUUCAUGGACGUGCACCCGCGGCAGGCGUACGGCCUGGACGACCGGCUCAACGACGUGCCCGUCCUCACGGGGCUCACGGCGCAGGACGGCGGCGUGCUCGUGGCCGUGCUCCUGGAUAACGACACCGCCCUGAUGGACCUCAACGAGAACUUCGACUUCAUCAUGAACAGCAUCAUCAACUUUGACAGCUACCCCGUGCCCAUGCGGGAGGAGACCCUGGAGCGGGUGCGCCGCUUCUACUUCGGCGAGGGCCCCAUCGACAGGAGCGCCGCCUUCAACCUCAUCGACAUGGCGACCGACCUGGCCUUCCUGUACCCCACCAUGCAGCUCAUCAAGAUGCAGAAGAAGUACGGCAAAGCCCCUGUGUACUUCUACGAGUUCGCCCACAUGAGCCAGAUCCACCGCAGCUUCGUCGUGCUGUUCGGAGCGCAGUCCCCCGACUUCGGGGUGUGCCACAGCGACGACCUCCUGUACCUGUUCCCGUUGGACGCCAUCCCGUUCCCGGAGCAGCCUGGCACGGAUGACGUCUUCGUCUCGCGGAAGUUCGUGGACUACGUGGUGCACUUCAUGCGCACGGGCAAGCCGACGGCGGACCGCUCCUGGCAGGAGGUGGCCCACCCGGACGCCGCCGAGUACAUGCACAUCGGCUCCCCGGGGGACAUCCAGAUGCGGGCGAACUUGGCACCGGACCGCAUGCGGCUGUGGUCCGAGGUGCCCAUCCAGAUCGGGAGGAUGUCCGUGCCGCACGACGAGCUGUGAGGCGCCGGUGUUUACUGUGAUAAUAAAAAAAGUUGUUGUUUUUA
This is a messenger RNA of Thrips palmi, 1945 nucleotides long. RefSeq names its product esterase E4-like. Lineage: Eukaryota; Metazoa; Arthropoda; Insecta; Thysanoptera; Thripidae. Bases 162 to 1901 code for a protein of 579 amino acids. The transcript is spliced from 10 exons. The record is from RefSeq and is a predicted model, not a curated record.